Messenger RNA from Carica papaya (papaya), 1633 nucleotides. RefSeq names its product septum site-determining protein (MIND) (gene MIND). The record is from RefSeq and is a predicted model, not a curated record. NCBI's taxonomy places the organism in Eukaryota, Viridiplantae, Streptophyta, Magnoliopsida, Brassicales, Caricaceae. Gene Ontology annotation, cellular component: cytosol; cytoplasmic side of plasma membrane. Gene Ontology annotation, biological process: negative regulation of cell division. Gene Ontology annotation, molecular function: ATP hydrolysis activity; ATP binding.
UGCAGUCUUCUUCUGCUCCGAAUCCCUGCUCCCGUGAAAUUGUCUUCGUCUUCCUCUACCCCUAAAACCCUCUCUUUUCUCCCUAUGUGCAGCAAUGUUAUCCUUACAACUGCUAUCUGCAAACCCUAAACCCUCAUUUAUUCAAGUUUCAACCCCAUCUAAAACCUUUUACCAUAAACCCCUAAAACCCCAUCUAAGAUUCAAAUCCAAACCCCGCAAAUCCGGCGUCGUACGGUCAGUCUUACAGUGGAACAGGAAGCCGGAGCUCGCCGGAGAGACCCCGCGUGUAGUCGUGAUCACCUCCGGGAAAGGUGGGGUGGGUAAGACCACAACCACCGCGAACGUCGGGCUCUCUUUAGCUCGGCUUGGUUUCUCUGUAGUAGCCAUUGACGCCGACGUCGGGCUCCGCAACCUAGACCUACUUCUCGGCCUCGAAAACCGCGUUAACUAUACAGUGGUCGAGGUUCUAAAUGGCGACUGCCGGCUUGAUCAGGCCCUCGUACGGGAUAAGCGGUGGUCCAAUUUCGAGCUGCUUUGUAUCUCCAAACCCAGAUCGAAGCUUCCCAUUGGGUUCGGCGGGAAGGCGCUGGUCUGGUUGGUGGAUGCUUUGAAAGCUAGGCAAGAGGGCUCACCUGACUUCAUUAUCAUUGAUUGCCCAGCCGGGAUCGACGCUGGGUUCAUCACCGCUAUCACCCCCGCCAACGAGGCGGUUCUCGUGACCACGCCGGACAUCACCAGCUUGCGAGAUGCUGAUAGGGUGACAGGCUUGUUGGAAUGCGAUGGUAUUAGGGAUAUAAAGAUGAUUGUGAACAGAGUAAGGACUGAUAUGAUAAAGGGGGAGGAUAUGAUGUCAGUGCUCGAUGUUCAAGAAAUGCUGGGUUUGGCUUUGUUAGGAGUGAUCCCAGAGGACUCAGAGGUGAUCAGGAGCACGAACAGAGGCUACCCACUUGUGUUAAACAAGCCGCCGACGCUUGCCGGGUUGGCUUUCGAGCAGGCGGCGUGGAGGCUCGUCGAGCAGGAUAGUAUGAAGGCUGUAAUGAUGGAGGAGGAGCCUAAAAAGCGAGGAUUCUUCUCCUUUUUCGGCGGCUAGAUGUUGAAGACGAUAUCAUGCGUCUUUGAGAAGGAGCUGUGUACAGUGAUUGGUAAAGUUUGGUUUUUUCUUUUCAAUGGAGAUGAUGAUUGAUUCCACUACUUUCCUUUUUGAGUUAGGCAAGUAGAAUUUAGUGCCAUUUUUAGUUGGUGUGCUGUGUUAGCUGUAUCUUGGCUAAUGAAGGUCAAGCUUUUGGAUGGUUAUAGUUGAUGCAUCAAGAUUCAAUUUUUACAUCUGGUUAGAGCGAAGCACAGAGCUUCUCGUGUCUUAUGAGUUUGUUUAGAUUGUUCUUGUUAGAAUCGCUUUAGGAAAUGUUGGAAAUUGUUUUUCUCCUUUCCUAUUUGGCUUCUAUUAUCUUGUUUUUUAGGAUGUCCGCCAAGAAUUUGAUGUCUUUUUUCAUUAAGGAGUAAGAUUAUUGGCAGUUCAUUCAUUGAAAUAUGUUGAGAUGAGAUUGCAUUUAUCCCGCGGUGGGAGUAGAAUGAUUACAAUCAGUCUGAUCAAUAGUUUAUUCUUAUGAUUAUUAGCAGAAAAAUUUGGGUUGAA